CUUCUUGCCCUGACUGAGAUGAGCUGGGCUGCUGGGACACAGUGUGUGGCCAAGGGGGACCACAGGAAAGCCAAACCUGGAGAACUGGCAUACCACAAAGGAGACAUCCUCACUAUUGUGGAUACGAGCACGAAGAAAGGAUACUUCAAGGCAAGGCACAACACCACAGGAGAUGAGGGACUUGUCAACUCCACUAAUGUUCGUGAAAGAGAGGCUCUGCGCGUGAAUCCAGGCCUCAGCCUCAUGCCCUGGUUUCAUGGUAACAUCUCCGGCCCGGAGGCGGUGAGUAAGCUGCAGCCGCCCGAGGAUGGCCUGUUCCUGGUGCGAGAGUCUGUCCGCCACCCUGGUGACUACGUCCUGUGCAUCAGUGUCUCCGGAGAGGUCGUCCAUUACCGAGUGAUAUAUAAGGACAAUAAGUUGACCAUUGAUAACGUGGAGUAUUUCUACAACCUUAUUGACAUGAUAGAGUUCUACUCAGAGAACAAAGGUUCCAUUGCUACAACUCUUCUGAAGCCCAAGCAAAAACCUGGAGCCAAAUCAGCUGAGUUGGAGCUCUCUAAAUCGGGAUGGCUGCUGGACAUCACGAAGCUCACACUGGGAGAAAAUAUUGGAGAGGGGGAGUUUGGUGCUGUUUAUGAAGGGGACUAUAUGGGCCAGAGGGUGGCAGUAAAGACCAUCAAAUGUGAUGUCACAGCCCAGGCUUUCCUGCAGGAGACCACAGUAAUGACGAAGCUCCAACAUAAAAACCUGGUGCGAUUGUUGGGGGUCAUCCUUCACAAAGGGCUUCACAUCGUUACAGAGCUCAUGACGAAGGGUAACCUUGUUAACUUUCUCAGGACAAGAGGGCGUUCAGUUGUAAACUCUGUCAAGCUGCUUCGCUUUGCACUUGAUGUGUGUGAGGGGAUGGAGUACCUGGAGUCUAAGAAGCUGGUUCAUAGAGACUUGGCAGCUCGUAACGUCCUAGUCUCUGAUGACAGCGUAGCCAAGGUUAGUGACUUUGGCCUGACCAAGGAUCUGAAGGUGUCAGAUAGCGUGAAACUGCCAAUCAAAUGGACUGCUCCAGAAGCUCUGAAGAAAGAGAAAUUCUCCACAAAGUCAGAUGUUUGGAGUUACGGUAUUCUUCUAUGGGAGAUUUUCUCUUAUGGCCGUCAACCCUACCCUAAAAUGUCUCUUCAGGAGGUGAAGGCGAGAGUGGAGGGAGGGUAUCGCAUGGAGUCUCCAGAGGACUGUCCAGCAGGCGUUUACUCUCUGAUGAGGAUUUGCUGGGAACAAGAGCCACGCAAAAGGCCCACUUUCCACAAACUGAGGGAGAAACUUGAACAAGAGAUGCAAGAGAUGAGUAAACACAGCCGAUAGAUAGUAGAAGCUGAAACUGAAAGAGUGUUUGAGCUUAGGUUUAUCUACAUAUUGUUGCCCAUUCUGUGGCAUUAAACUUAACACUUCCAGCAGGAUUCCUCUAAACCAGCCGAUGGGACAAUGAUAAUGUGACUCUCCUCAUUAUGUAAAGCCAGUGAGUGAUUCAUGGUUGUAUCGAGCAAGUUA
Scomber japonicus (chub mackerel) is the source of this 1542-nucleotide messenger RNA. RefSeq names its product megakaryocyte-associated tyrosine kinase (gene matk). Gene Ontology annotation, biological process: protein phosphorylation. The record is from RefSeq and is a predicted model, not a curated record. Gene Ontology annotation, molecular function: protein tyrosine kinase activity; protein binding; ATP binding. The coding region runs from base 19 to 1356 and encodes 445 amino acids. The transcript is spliced from 12 exons. NCBI's taxonomy places the organism in Eukaryota, Metazoa, Chordata, Actinopteri, Scombriformes, Scombridae.